AUGUUGAAUACUUUCUUUAAACAUCGUUCAAUAAAUCCGAUAAUUUUUACUCAACGUUAUUUAACUGUAAAAUCCGAUGUUGAUCUAAAUGUUCAAAUGAAAUUAUUAAAUGAUCGAAAACAGUUUAGAAAAUCACUUGAUUUAUUUGAUAAAUAUAAAGAAAAUAAUAUUAACAAAUUAUCCAGUUCAACAAUUACUCAAGCUUUAAAAGCAUGUGCACAAAUCUGUGAUCUCGAACGUGGUUCAACAAUUCAUCGUCUAAUUUCUUCUCGCAUAAAUAAUGAUUUUUAUAUAUUAGCCUCAUUAAUUCAUCUCUAUAUGCAAUGUAGUGAUGUUUCUCGUGCUGAAUCAUUAUUUGAUAGAUCGAAUAAGAAAACCAAAGCAAUGUAUGGAGCAAUGAUGAAAGAAAUACCAAAAUCUUUUCAAUCAGAUCUUUUUCUUUUAACUUCUCUAUUGGAUGCAUUUAUGAAAUGUGGAGAUGUGACUAGUGCUCAAUCAUUAUUCAAUACUUCAAAAACAAAAUCAUUAGAAAUGUAUUCAGCAAUGAUGAAAGGUAAUUAUUUAUAUCUUAAUAAUUAUUUUAUUUUGAAAAUUUGUUCUGAAGGUUACAUAAAAAAUAAUAUGGCAGGAAAAGCAAUUGAUAUUUUCAAUCAAAUUCGAAAUCCUAAUGAAACUAUUACAAAUCUUCUAUUUAAUGCUUGUGCUGAAUUAGGAACUAAUGAUGCAUUAAAUAUAGUAAAGAAAAUUUCGAAAGAAAUGCCAAAAUCGUUUGAAUCGAAUAUUUUUCUUCGAACUUCCCUAUUGGAUGCAUUUAUGAAAUGUGGUGAUGUUAUUACUGCUCAAUCAUUAUUUGACAUUUCAAAGCAAAAAUCAUUAUCAAUGUAUGGAGCAAUGAUGAAAGGUUAUGUAAAAAACAAUAUGUCAAUAAAAGCAAUUGAUAUUUACAAUGAAAUUCAUGUUCCGAAUGAUAUUACUACCAUUAUUUUAUUUAAUGCAUGUGCGCAAUUAGGAACAAAUGAAGCGCUAAAUUUAGUAAAAAACGUUUCAAAAGAAAUGCCAAAAUCUUUUUAUUCUAAUGUUCGUUUAUCAGUUUCUCUGUUGGAUGCAUUGAUGAAAUGUGGCGAUGUAACUGAUGCUCAAGAAUUAUUUAAUAAUUCAAUGAAGAAGUCAAUAGAAAUGUAUGGAGCAAUGAUGAAAGGUUACAUAAAAAAUAAUAUGUCGGAAAAAGCAAUUGAACUUUUUAAUAAAAUUCAAACUCCUGAUGAAGUUAUUGUGACAUUAUUAUUUAAUGCAUGUGCUCAAUUAGAAACUACUGAAGCAUUAAAUUUGGUUAAGAAAAUUUCAAAAGAAAUACCAAAAUCUUUUUAUUGGAAUCCUUUUGUUUCAACGUCUUUAUUAGACGCAUUUAUUAAGUGUGGGGAUCUGUCAAGUGCAGAAAUUCUUUUCUCAAAAAUGAAAAAAUCUGUAAUAGAUUAUGGAAGUUUAAUGAAUGGUUUUAUUAAAGAUAAUAAUCCUGAAAAAGUAUUAAAUUUAUUUAAUCAAAUGAAGAUCGAUGGCAUCGAAGCAAACGAAAUGAUCUACCUUUAUGUAAUUAAAGCUCUCUGUCAAAUAGCUGAUUAUUCAUUGUCAAAAUCAAUUAUAGAAAAAAUUCCAAAUUCUUUUCUUGUUAAUCAUCAGAUUCAAAACUCUUUAAUUCAUAUGUGGGGAAAAAUUGGAUAUGUGGAUACGGCACAAGUAAUGUUCGAAAAUAUUUCUCAACCUGAUCAAAUAGGAUAUACAGCUAUGAUUAAUGCUUAUGGUUUGAAUGGAUUAGGAAUUAAAGCUAUUGAACUUUAUCAUAAAAUGCCAGUAGAAUAUAUUAAUGAAGCUACUUAUGUUUCUGUUUUAAAUGCAUGUUCACAUAGUGGACUCAUUGAUGAAGCACGCUCAAUUUUCAAAAAUAUUCAAUUGAAAACAGUUAAAAUCUAUACUACUAUGAUCGAUUGUCUUAGUCGUGGAUCUUUUCUUAACGAAGCUCAACAAUUAAUCAAUGAAUUUGAAUGUUAUCAUCCACCUUCACCAAUCAUGUACAUGGCAUUGUUAUCAGGUAUUCGAAAUGUAAAGAAUAGUGUUUUAUCACAAAAAAUAUAUGAUCAUAUGAAGAAAAUAUUUCCUGAUAUAACUGACCCAUUGACAUCAGCAAUGGUUCUUCUUGCUAAUACUUAUGCAUCAUCAGGUGAUAUUGAAAUGGCAUCGAAAAUAAAACGAGAAAUGAUUAAAUCUGGUAAAAAGAAAAAAAUUGGUGUUUCAUGGACUGUGAUUAAUGGUCAAAUUUUUCGAUUUAGAGCUCAUGAUCAAUCUCAUCCUCGAGCAUCUGAGAUUUAUGCUGAGGGUGAAAAAAUAUCAAACGAACUUAUACAACACGGUCAUAAAUAUGAUUCUAGCUGGAUAACACGACCACUCAAUCAAGAUGAAACAAUUGCAUCUGUACUUUGUGGUCAUAGUGAAAGACUAGCAAUUGCAUUUAAUUUUGUUGUAAAUCCUAAUACAUCACUUAUUCAAGUAGCAAAAAAUCUUCGAGUUUGCGGCGAUUGUCGUAAUUAA
Molecule: messenger RNA, 2583 nt
Organism: Rotaria sp. Silwood1
Lineage: Eukaryota; Metazoa; Rotifera; Eurotatoria; Philodinida; Philodinidae
Source: the annotation of a GenBank genome assembly